This is a messenger RNA of Panicum virgatum (switchgrass), 1946 nucleotides long. RefSeq names its product transcription termination factor MTERF15, mitochondrial-like. The record is from RefSeq and is a predicted model, not a curated record. Gene Ontology annotation, molecular function: double-stranded DNA binding. Gene Ontology annotation, biological process: regulation of DNA-templated transcription. The transcript has a single exon. Bases 60 to 1055 code for a protein of 331 amino acids. NCBI's taxonomy places the organism in Eukaryota, Viridiplantae, Streptophyta, Magnoliopsida, Poales, Poaceae.
CUCCCAGAGACCACUUUGCGCAGCCGCGCAUCUUCCUCGCCGCCGCCGCCGCCGGCGGCAUGGCUCGCGCUCUCCAGGCCCUCCGUCGCCGCCGCCACCUCCACCAGAUCCUCCCGAGCCCCGCCCCGCUCUCCACCUCCACCUCGUCUCCGGACCCCCGCGAGCUGCCCCGCAUCGACCGCAUCCUAAACAGCCCUCCCGCCACCGCCGCCGGCCAACCCUCUCAGCUCCCACAACAUCCACGCGCGGCCGCUACCCCCACCAGCCUGCACCACCUCCUCCACCGCGCCGCCGGCCUGACCGCUGCGGAGUCCGCCUCCCUCCUCCGCGGCCUCCCGGGUGCCCACGCCCACCCCCGCCUGGGCCGCCUCCUCCAGGAGCUCGCCGGUCUCCGCCUCCCGGGUGGCGAAAUCAAGGCCGCCCUGGCGUCCGACCCGGAGGGGCUCCUCUCCAUGGACCCCGGCGAGCCGUCCCGCCUCCUUGAGCUCCUCCGCGACCUCCGGUGCCGGAAGGCAGUCAAGGAGCAGGUCCUCGCCCACGGCGCGCUCAGCGCCGCCGUCGCCGCCCGGCGGCGGGUGGAGCUCCUGCACGCGCGCGGGCUCACCCGCCACGACGCCCUGCGCGUGCUCGCCGCCGAGCCGCGCGCGAUGCUGUAUUCCCCGGAGGACGUGGAGAGGAAGGUGGAGUUCUUGGUGGACACGAUGGGGUUCGAGGUCGGGUGGCUGGUGCAGUACCCGGAGUUCCUGGGGGUGAACCUCGACAAGUGGAUCAUCCCGCGGCACAAUGUGGUGGAGCACUUGAAAUCCGUCGGCGGGCUCGGGGACCCUGUUGAGAUGAAGCACUAUGUGAGGCUGAGUCGCAGGAGGUUCUACAACAUGUUUGUCAAGCCGUACCCGGAAUGCGAGAGGAUUUUUGGGGGCCUGGUCAGGGAGAGGGAGGAAAUGGUGAAGCGGCGGCACCCGACGGGGCUCUGGAAGCUGUUUACACCGGCGAAGCAUGAGCGUACUCAGGAGGAGGUGACGAACAUGAAACUUCUUGUGGGGUCACUUCGUUAGGUAUGUUAUGAUCCUGGGAAUACCAAUUCGCUCGAAUGCGGAAUGCCACAUGCCUUGAGCUAACUAUGAUUGAGCCAAGAAGAGCUGGUUGAGAAAUUCAUGGUCAAGGGAACUUGUCAAGGAGACAAGACUACAGGUGGUAUUGUGAAAGGAUAGAGGUUUAAUUGAGAUGACUGUUUGCAGACAGAAAAUGACAGUUGUUGUGAAUGGACAUGAACGCAUUGGGUAUUCUCAAAUAUGUCCUAGUGACGCGUCCCACCACAGAUCAGAAGAUUAAAAUCCUUUCUUAGAGGUGUAAUUUUGGUUAUAGCGGCUCACCAUAGUAUGCUGAUCCGAGCAAAGCGGGUAACAAAUUCAGGAAAGCUGGCUGCUGAUGCAAUGAUUAUCUCAAGGUAUGAAUAAAUGGAUUGAGCAGCAGAAGCUCAUAACUUUUCUUUUUUGAAUUUAUGAUCAUCAGAACAUUAUGCUGAGAAGUUAAGUAUGCUAACUUGGUACCCAAAAGUUUUCUUCUGCAUGCAUUGGGGCCAUUUGUUAGUUCACAGACAUUUCACUGCUUUUGAUUUUUAUCAUUAUGUAUUUACCUUUCCUGUAUGUUCAGCAUUAGUUUGAGUUAUGGGCUUUGAGUACAUCUUUUUUGAAAAAAAAAAAUCUUCCAUUCACAUUCGUUCACCUUUAUGGGCAUUUUACAGGUGCAUUUUAACAUAACAGUUUAAGAGUUUGUUGUUUAGUCCACGUAAUGUUUUCACACAUCCAAACUCUUUAUGUAUUAGGUUAUUGUUUUCAUUGGAAAUUAGUUUUAUGGUAGCUAUUUCCAAUGAGGGAUGUAUACUUAGACAAUAUGUAUGAGAUUCAGAGCUUUUGAAUUGUACAAAUUGUGUGGUACAUGCCUCA